Messenger RNA from Rhopilema esculentum, 9090 nucleotides. Its product is annotated as inositol 1,4,5-trisphosphate-gated calcium channel ITPR1. Gene Ontology annotation, molecular function: inositol 1,4,5-trisphosphate-gated calcium channel activity; inositol 1,4,5 trisphosphate binding. Gene Ontology annotation, biological process: calcium ion transmembrane transport. Gene Ontology annotation, cellular component: membrane; endoplasmic reticulum. The record is from RefSeq and is a predicted model, not a curated record. NCBI's taxonomy places the organism in Eukaryota, Metazoa, Cnidaria, Scyphozoa, Rhizostomeae, Rhizostomatidae.
AGUGAUGCUAAGCCUAUGCUUGUGCUGCGAAGCAGCUUUAACGGAAUCGAGACUGCAAAGUGCACAGAAGCUGAAAAGGGGAAUGAUGUAUGGAGAAGUCUGCAAACAGACCGAGUUGCUCUGACAAAGAAUUUAAAUUGUAAACAUGGCUUUGUUAACGAAAAAAGGAGCAUUGGUUCAAGGCAAGAAAUUCUGUGGCAAUUUUGUCAUGUUUUCACUGAUUCUGUUUGUAUCCAAGACUGUAAACCUCUGAAGAAUCUGAAAUGUGAGCAAGAGCCAAACAAAAUGGCAUCGUCUUCGCACUUUCUCCACAUUGGUGAUAUCAUAUCUUUGUUUGCUGAAGGAGGAGUCAGUGGCUUUAUUAGCACUCUCGGUCUCGUAGAUGACAGAGUUGUGGUUGAGCCGGAUGCUGGAACAUUGGAGAAUCCGCCCACGAAAUACAGAGACUGCCUAUUCAAAGUAUGCCCCAUGAAUCGGUAUUCUGCCCAGAAUCAGUUCUGGAAGGCUGCUAAACCUGCUGUCUCGACAACCAGCGAUACUGUGCUCCUCAAGAAGUUGCAUCAUGCAGCUGAAUUGGAGAAGAAACAAAACGAACAAGAUGGCAAGAGAAUGAUUUCCACUGUUGUGCAGUACGGGGGCGUCAUACAGCUAUUGCAUAUCAAGAGUAACAAAUACCUUACUGUUAACAAGCGGCUUCCUGCACUGCUAGAAAAGAAUGCCAUGCGAGUGCAUUUGGAUACUGAAGGCAACGAGGGGUCAUGGUUUUAUAUUGUACCAUUUUACAAGCUGCGAACGCCAGGUGACAAUGUGGUGGUGGGAGAUAAAGUUGUGUUAAACCCAGUCAAUGCAGGCCAACCACUGCACGUUAGCAAAUAUGAACUAUCAGAUAAGCCUGGAUGCAGAGAGGUGAACUCCGUUAAUUGUAAUACUUGCUGGAAAAUCAAUCUUUAUAUGGAUUACAAGGAAAACAGAGACGAUGUCUUAAAGGGAGGUGAUGUCAUACGACUUUUUCAUGCGGAACAAGAAAAGUUUCUGACGAUGGAUGAAUAUAAAAGGAAGUCUCACGUGUUUCUUAGAACAACAGCACGUGCUACCGCCACCUCUGCAACAAGCUCGAAGGCACUGUGGGAAAUCGAGGUCGUGCACCAAGAUGCAUGUCGUAGCGGUGCUGCCCAUUGGAACAGCUUCUUUCGAUUCAAGCAUCUCGCAACUGGGCGAUAUCUUGCUGCAGAGGUAGACGACAGUGAAUCAAAGGAUACUAACAGAAACAAACUUCGUGGCUCAAACCCUGUGUAUACGCUGAUUUCUGUUGACAGUGGAAAUGACCUUGCCUCGAUUUUUGAACUGGACCCUACGGUUUUGCAGAGAAGUGAUGAUCUGGUUCCUAAGUCAUCGUAUGUUCGUUUAAAGCAUGUCUGCACAUAUACAUGGGUCCACUCGACGUCGAUUCCUAUUGACUCUGAAGAAGAUCGACCAGUCAUGCACAAGGUUGGCACUGCUGUAAUCAAAGAAGACAAAGAAGCAUUUGCUAUAACUCACGUGAACGCGGAAGAAGUUAGGGACCUCGAUUUCAUGAAUGAUGCUAGUCGAGCUGUAGCUGAAAACUGUAAAAAGAUGGAGGAUGGUCAUUUCUCGCAGUCUGACCGAAAGAGCCUUACACAGCUUUUAACAGAUAUCAACCUGUUCGUGCUGAACGUGGACAUGACAACUAACAAGCAAGACGUUCUUUCAAUUACAUCCCAAAAACCUGACAGAGAGCGGCAAAAACUAGCAAGAGAGCAAAACGUCCUGAAACUGGUUUUUCAACUGCUGAAGUCCCCGUUUGUUGACAAAGCUGCCGGUGGUCCGAUGCUGAAAAUAGACGAGCUGUCAGACACAAGGAAUGCACCGAUAAGACAUAUUUUGAGGCUGUCAUACAGGCUCCUUCGAAACAGCUCUAAAGAUUAUCGCAAAAACCAGGAAUACGUCGCAAAACAGUUCGGUUUCAUGCAAUCGCAAAUUGGUUAUGAUCUGUUGGCAGAAGAGACAAUAACAGAUUUGGUGCAUAAUAACAGAAAAUUGCUUGAAAAGCAUAUAACAGCGAAAGAAAUUGAGACUUUUGUCACACUUGUAAGACGAAAGAGAGACCACAGGUUUUUGGACUAUCUUUCGGAUCUCUGUGUUUCAAACGACACUGCCAUUCCGUCAAUGCAAGAGCUAAUUUGCAAGUCCGUUCUGCAUCCUCGAAACGUUGAUCUUUUGAUUGAAACAAGGGUGUUUGAAAACGAUGUUUAUUUGUUCUGGAAGGAAGGAACACAAAUGAAAUCUCAGCGCGCUCUAGCAAGAGGAGCUCGAAACAAUUUGCCAGAUGACGUCAGCAUCCUCAGUUUUUACUUAAACCAACUUCAUUUGUUUGCACAGAUGUGCUUAGAUCGUCAGUAUCUUGCCAUCAAUAGCAUAAGCAAACAACUGGACAUCGACCUGAUGCUUAGAUGUAUUGCCGACGAGCAGCUCCCAUGUUCCCUACGAGCUGUUUUUUGUCGUUUGUUGCUGCAUUUGCACAUCGAUAGAGAUCCCCAAGAACCUGUGCAACCAGUCAGAUAUGCAAGGCUAUGGUCAAAAAUCCCCGCUGAGCAUUCUGUUGAGGAAUACGACUCGCAGUUGAGGGAAGAAUUGUGUGGAGAAAAUAACCCUAGUAACAGCUAUCGUUUUCUGCCGACGAUGCAGUUUGUUGAAAACUAUCUACAGAAUAUUGCCAACUCAAAAGGUGGAGGAUUCAACGAUGCAGAGCAAAAUAAACUGACAUAUGAGGUUGUCCAAAUCGCACGAUAUUUGAUUCGCUUUGGGUUUUAUGGAUUCAAAGAUCUCUUACGAUUGACGAAGAUGCUACUGGUGAUUCUAGACGGAGAAGAAGGGGUGCAUAUAGCUACAGUAGGCACACAGAAGAGGCAUGACGUAUACAGGUCUCUUCAAACUGUUGGGGCCGUAGUUACGAAGAUGGCCCUUGGGAAAUCGGCCACACCGUUUGAAAAUUUCCAACCAAAGGCAGUAGCGGACGUAGCUAAAAUAGAAAGCCCCAAAUCUACAUCUCCACCCAGUAUAAAAGCCGGAAACCAAGUAGACUUGGUUGUCAUGAACACAAAACUGAAAAUAAUGGAGAUUUUGGAGUACAUCAUGAAUGUUCGUCUUGAUUUUCGAAUGUCGACUUUGCUCUCCAUCUUUAAACGAGAUUUCGACGAGAACAGCGGUGAGCCUGGCAACAAUGAAAGUGGAGGAAUUGAUCUUGACAAUAUCAGUCUCGAAGCGGAGAAGAUGUUCGAGACAAUGGAAGGAAAUAUAGACCUUGAUCUUGAUGGCUGUGGAGGAAGGAUGUUCCUUCGAGUUCUAAUACACCUCUCAAUGCACGAGUACGCUCCACUUGUGACGGGGUCAUUGCAGCUGCUCCUAAGACACUUUGGCCAGCGACAGGAAGUUCUACAAGCGUUCAAGCAGGUUCAACUAUUAGUUUCAAACGAAGACGUUGAGAAUUACAAGCAAAUUAAGUCAGACUUGGAUGAACUGCGACUUCUUGUUGAGAAGUCUGAACUUUGGGUGUACAAAGGCAAAAGUCAAUCGCUAUCAUUGAACCCGCCCCCUGGAUUGAAGAAGAGGAAAAGCAAACUUUUAGGUCUCGAUGACAAGACUGAUAACAGAGGCAACGAGCAAGUGAAAAUAGAGACAAGAGAUUCAAUAUCUUCAGCUCAGGAAGAGGGAAGCGUCGCUGAGAGCACAGAGUCAUCAUUAUUCAGAACCCGUCAUUUUAGUGAAUCUCUUGAUGGUGAAACAGAUCCAAAUAUACUUGAAGCCGUUUCAAGUAAGAAUUAUGCAGCCGUGGCAGAGAUAAUUCAAAGAUUUUGCGAUCUUUGUUUGACAAAAGAUCAAAAACAGAGUAGAAAACACGAGCAGCGACUUCUCAAAAACAUGGGUGCAUAUACAGUUGUGUUGGAUCUUCUUCAGAUUCCAUUCGAAAAGUCGGACAUGCGAAUGCGAGAAAUCAUGGAAUUAGCGCACAAAUUCCUGCAAAACUUUUGCUUUUGCAACCCACAAAACCAAGCCCUAAUGCAAAAGUAUGUCGAUAGGUUUCUCUCAUCUGGUUUAGGGUUACUGGAAGCAGAGACGAUUCGAUAUAUUUAUAUGGAAAACGUGGCAUUGUGUAAUGAGGUGUCAGAAUCGCUUGUACAACAGAUUGUGCACGCAAUCGAAUCUGGAGGUAAACAUGUUAGGUAUUUGCAGCUUCUUCAGACGCUGUUGAAAGCAGAAAAUCAACUGAUACGAAAGACGCAAGAUACAAUUAUGGCAGAGCUGGCAAGUGUCGGUGACGACGUCCUUGUCUUCUACAAUGACCAUUCGUCUUUUGCCAAUCUGCUGGAUAUGAUGCAGUCAGAGAGAGAAAGAAUGGACCCUGACGGCCCUCUCAAUUACCACAUCAACCUUGUCACGCUCUUGGCUUGCUGCACCGAAGGCAAGAAUGUUUAUACGGAAAUCAAAUGCCACAGUUUGCUGCCGUUAGAUGAUAUUGUCCGAAUAGUGACACACCCAGACUGCAUUCCGGAGGUUAAAACUUCGUAUAUCAAUUUCUUGAAUCACUGUUAUGUUGAUACUGAAGUUGAGAUGAAAGAGAUUUACAACAGCACACACAUUUGGACAUUGUUUGAAGAAUUUAUGGUUGACAUGGCAAAGGUUGCCAACACAACUCACAACAGACAACAUGCUGACCUUCUUCUUGAAAAUUUCGUCACGGAGGCUGUUCCAAGCAUAUUGACGAAUUUUUUCAACUCUCCUUUCUCAGAAACAAGUACAACCAUUAAGGCUCGUCAGCCCAUUUUCGUCCGAUUGCUCUCAAGUCUGUACCGGCUAUCACAGUGCAAAUGGAUUUCGGGUCAACAAAAAUUCCAUGUAGAAGGCUGCAUCAAAAAUCUCGCAGGAAUAGCGAAGACACGGGGUAUUGGAAUUCCUAACGAUCUGGAAACAGAAAUUAUUGCAAUUAUCAAUCGAUCAAAGCUUGUGUUGAAACAUACAAGGCAUUGGAUGAGCCAUCGGCAAAGACGAGAUUCAAUUAUCAUUACUGUGUCGAAGGAUUACAGGAAUAUUAUUGAGGGCUUGCAGGACAUUGUUGCUCUGCUGGAAGAUCAACUGCGGCCUCUGGUUGAAGCCGAGUCUUCUGUGCUGGUUGACGUCAUCUACAGAGCCCAUAUGCUUUUCCCUCAUUCUUCUGACAACAGAAAGAAAGCUAUUGACGGCGGGUUUAUAUCCAAAAUGAUUCAGCAUGCAAAAGCUUUGACAAAGGAGAAUGAGGUGUUAUGCUUGAGGAUCCUACGAGUACUGCAACAAACUCUAGAGCUUGACACAAAUUUUGAAGAAAAGGGUAACAAACUACGAGUAGUUCUUUUGACGAGAUAUUUUGGUCACUCUGACUACAACAUGAUUGACAAAAUGGAUGCUGUUUUAACAAAAUCAAUCUCACCGGGCAAAAUAGUUGCUACGACCAGCCAAGGAAGUUCAAAUGGCCGUCUCAGAUCGGGCCUGACUUUACCUGAACUUCAGUCAAUGUUAGAUGAAAAUGGAGCAACGGAUCUAGUGAUUGAUCUUAUUAUUGGGGAUCAUAGCCAUGCAGUGUUCUUAGAGUGUCUGCAUUUAGCUAUUGCGCUGUUAGAGGGUGGCAAUGACAUGGUUCAGAAAUCAUUCCAUAGACGAUUUUUGUCACCCAAAACUGAAACCUUCUUCCACUGCAUUCACGAUCAAAUGACCGAUGCACAAGAAGACAUUAAAAGCAAACUGACUGUCAUAACACCAGAGAUUCAAAAUAGAAAACGAGAUGAAGAGGCCACAGUGACGGUGUGUCGAAAGGAACAACCUGCAACUCAGCGAAAAGACGAACGGGAUUUUCCUCAACUUCCAGGUAUAAUUUUGUCUUUAACGGAUGAAAUGAAAGAGCAAUUAAGCGAAGCUGCAUCACAGACUAACAAAGCCUACCUAGCUGUAAGACGAGGAAGAGAAAUGGAAGGUUCUGAGCGGCAUAACGCGUUGGGAGAGCUGAGUAUGAAGGGUGGUCCUGCUGGACGUCUGUUGAGUCAGGAGAUUGCCUGCAUGCAGCCCAUCUUGAGAUUUCUGCAGCUUCUUUGCGAAAAUCAUAACACAAAUUUACAGACGAUCCUAAGAAAGCAGGAUAACAAGACUAAUUUCAACCUCGUGUCGGAGACAUUGUCGUUUUUAGACUGCAUCUGCGGCAGCACAACUGGUGGUCUAGGGCUUCUUGGCUUGUAUAUCAAUGAGCACAACGUAUCGCUGAUCAACCAAUGCCUUUGCACGCUCACCGAGUAUUGCCAGGGGCCGUGCCAUGAAAAUCAGAACGCGAUUGUGAGCCAUGAAUCGAAUGGGCUUGAUAUCGUCAUAGCGCUUGUCCUCAAUGACAUCAGUCCGCUGAGUAAACAUAGAAUGGAUCUUGUCAUGGAGCUCAAGAACAAUGCAUCUAAGCUUCUUCUGGCAAUAAUGGAAAGUCGCCACGACAGUGAAAAUGCCGAGAAGAUUCUUUACAAUAUGAGUUCUGCCUCGCUGGUCGACGUUUGCAAGGAGGCCUUUAGGCAGGAAGACCUCGAUUCUACUGUGGAUAGCGAUGUAUCCCCAAGGGAUGUCGGCCAUAACAUUUACAUUCUUGCCUACCAGCUAUCGAAACACAACAAAGAACUUGCGGCUUUGCUGAAAAUAGAACGUGGGCCCGAGGCAAAUGAAGAGCCUCAAAUUGAUGGUGCACUGGAGUAUUACGCAAGGCGAACAGCGCAGAUUGAAAUUGUCCGCCAAGACCGAUCAUUAGAGCAGAUUGUUUUCCCCGUCCCUCCUAUAUGUGAAUAUCUGACAGAUUCCAGCAAGUGGAAUGUGUACUGUAAUGCUGAAAGAGACGAGAAAAACAGCAAGGUAACGGACUUUUUCGAGCGUUCUGACGAACUUUAUAGAGAAAUGCAAUGGCAGAAACAAUUACGAGACCACGCCACACUCUUUUGGUGCAGCAGAAAUAUUCAAGUCUGGAAAAUGAUAGCUGUUCAUCAAGCCUUGAUUUUGAAUCUUCUAGUUGCUUUUUUCUAUCCAUUUUCAGAAGGCCCGAAAGAACUUGACCCAAGGCUAUCCAUCCUUAUCUGGGUAGCCAUGUUUGUUUCAUUGGCUGUCACAUGCACACUUCCAAGAAUGUCUGGAAUAUGGACCUUAGUUGCCUCUAUUUUGCUGAGAAUGAUAUUUUCCUUCGGAAUCCAGCCAACACUGUGGAUACUUGGUUGUACAAUGGCUUUCAACAACUGGAUAUUUCUUGUCAGUUAUCUUGGUAAUCGUGGAACAUUCAAGAAUCUUGAGCUGAGAAGAGUUAUUCGUGAUCGCACUUUGUUAUCGCAUAUCGCAUUCUUCAUUGUUGCCAUUCUAGGAGCAUUUGUACAUGAGUUUUUCUAUAGUAUAUUGAUGGUCGAUGUGCUUCUUCAAGAAGAAACCUUACUAAACGUCGUACGAAGUGUUACGAGAAAUGGGCGUUCAAUUGUGAUCACUGCCGUUUUGGCCUUGGUUUUGGUCUAUUUCUUUUCAAUAGUUGGUUUUAUAUUUUUCAAAGAGGAUUUCCUUAUCGAAGCAGAACCUGUAACGGUCAUGACAGAGCCUUUGCUUAAUCAGACUUGUUCUGCCGACGGCCUAUGCGACAUCAAACCGAUGCAGCUGGUGGAAUCGAAGGCUGUAGACGUAGAGAACGUGCGAGAACGUACGUGUGACACCUUGAUUAUGUGCAUCGUCACCACGUUGAAUAAAGGCUUGAGAAGUGGCGGUGGGAUCGGCGAUGUUCUACGAAAGUCAUCUAGCAAGGAUGCAUACUUCGUGGCCAGAGUCAUUUAUGACUUAGUGUUCUUUUUCGUUCUCAUCAUCAUCGUAUUAAACCUUAUAUUUGGUGUCAUAAUCGACACAUUUGCUGACCUCAGAAGUGAAAAGCAGACAAAGGAGGAAAUUUUGAAAAAUACUUGUUUUAUAUGUGGCCUCGACCGUUCAUCGUUUGACAAUAAAAGUGUCACCUUCGAGGACCACGUAAAUUCAGAGCACAAUAUGUGGCAUUAUUUGUACUUUAUUGUAUUAACAAAAGUCAAGGAUCCAACCGAAUUCACAGGGCCUGAGAGCUAUGUUUCAGAGAUGAUUAAAGAGAAAAACCUCGAUUGGUUUCCAUAUUUGAGAUGUAUGUCGCUGUCAGUGGGUGACACCGAAAACGAGCAAAAUGAAUAUCGAACGUUGCAGCUGCAACUUGAAGCAACCAGCGAAUUGGUGCACACCUUGUCACUACAACUUACUGAGCUGCGGGAUCAGAUGGUGGAGCAGCGCAAGCAGAAACAAAAACUAGGUUUUCUCGCUGCACCACACGCGAGGACAAAUGGCUUUAUUCACCAUCCAAGAGAACCCUCUUACUAGUAAUAAUCUUAUAAUUGGUAGUUCUUUUGUGUAAGUACCCUCACAGACACAAUGCACUCUUUUCUAUAUGUUCAUUUGCCUUUACGCAACAGACGUAUUCUGAAUGAAAGGCAGAUCAUUAUUAUAAUUUAUGAUAAUCAAUGUAUGUAAUUUAUGUUCUCUAAAUCAAUUACCCAGCGCAAAUCGAGUUCCUUGCGUUGCAGUUGGAAUUCAAAGAAGUUUCUUUCAGUGCAUUUUUAUUACUAAAGCGCGUGAAUUUGAUUGCAGUCCAAUUUGAGAUUUUUGGAACAAUUCGGUAGAAGUUGUCCAAACCAUGACCAAAAGGUCUGUACCAAAUUGAUCGUUUAGCCCAGGCUAAGGGGGAACAUGAUUGUUAACAAAGUUAUAUUUACAAGUUCGGUGUUGCAAUAACCGCUUCACUCUCAAUUGUAACAGAUCUUGUUCGUAAGGCUGGCCUUUUCUGUUCAUCUUCUUUUUUCAGAAUACGUUGUUGCUGAGUUUUCGUCGUAAAUUAAUUUUGUUAAACACAAUUUCUCGCACAAAUGGGGGUACUUUGUAGAUUUAGAUAGCAUUAAUAGUCGUGUUAUUCAUUAAGAGCACGAUCUCCAGGCAUCUUUUUUGAUACCAAAUAGAUUCAAAUUUAAUAAA